Orbilia oligospora ATCC 24927 is the source of this 342-nucleotide messenger RNA. RefSeq lists its product as uncharacterized. NCBI's taxonomy places the organism in Eukaryota, Fungi, Ascomycota, Orbiliomycetes, Orbiliales, Orbiliaceae. Bases 1 to 342 code for a protein of 113 amino acids. The record is from RefSeq and is a predicted model, not a curated record. The transcript has a single exon.
AUGACCCGACGGGAUUCAUACUUCGGCGUGGUUUCUAAAUACCCUCUUUUUUCUUUAACAAUAUUCCUCGUUCUGCUCCUUCUCCAACCAAAUUUCGCAUUCGCCCAGAACAAGACAAAUCCAAAAGAUAAUGGGCCUGUCAAAUCCAAGGAAAAUCUCAAGUGGAAACAAAAUUGUAGCUCAGAACAAGCAAAAGCUAUCGACGAUGCUUUUGAAAAUGUCAAAGCCAUGUUGGCAGCGGUCCAGGACCCGGAUUGGGGCUCUUAUGCUGCCGUGGAGUAUUUGGGGACAAAUUACAUAGAUACUUGGGACACUUAUGAGCCAAAGGUAAAAGGUCAGUAA